UGCUAUUCAGUUUCGGCGAUUCCCGCGUAUCUACGUGACAGGUAAUGUAGACUAGUUCUCCCCUUUUUCUUAUUCCCGUAUUUCCCCUUUCUAUCUUCUUCACUCUCACUCCAGUCUUCACCGACUGGGAAUCGGUGCAUUCACAUACUGGAACCCUCAAUCCUUCACUAUCCUUUAGCGUAACAAAUUGCAAUGAGUUCUCAGGACAACGUCAAUCCAUUCGCUAAUGGUUCAGGUGCUACUGGCUCAAAGUUCCGCCUCCCUUCCUUUGGGUUUGGUCAAAAACAACAUGAUGCCACUGUUGAUGUGCCAUUGGAAACCAUGAAUAAUUCUAUUAGAGAAAAAGAAAUUGCUGAUUGGGAGGCUGACCUCAGAAGGAGAGAGUUGGAUAUUAAGAAGAGAGAAGAUGCUGUUUCUGCAGCUGGUAUCCCUACUGACGAUAGAAAUUGGCCACCUUUCUUUCCAAUUAUACACCAUGACAUAGCCAAUGAAAUACCUGUUCAUGCUCAAAAGUUGCAGUAUUUGGCAUUUGCAAGUUGGUUAGGUAUAGUUUUUUGUCUUGUAUACAAUAUAGUUGCAAUCAUCGUCUGUUGGAUUAAGGGAGGAGGUGUCAAAAUUUUUUUCCUUGCAUCGAUAUAUGCUUUACUUGGUGUUCCCCUGUCAUAUGUUUUGUGGUAUCGGCCACUUUAUCGCGCAAUGAGGACAGAUAGUGCCUUCAAAUUUGGCUGGUUUUUCUUGUUCUACAUGCUCCACAUUCUUUUUUGUAUCUUUGCUGCAAUUGCUCCCCCAAUUGUGUUUCAUGGGCAGUCUUUCACGGGCAUUCUUGCAGCAAUUGAUGUGUUUCCUCAUAGUGUUCUAGUUGGGGUCUUCUACUUGGUUGGAUUUGCCUUCUUUUGCUUGGAAUCACUCCUGAGCUUGUGGGUUCUUCAGAAAAUUUACAUGUAUUUCCGGGGGCACAAGUAGGAUUCAUACAUAAGAUCUUCAUUUGGUUUGAAUUAUAAUCUCUCUUUCCCAUCCAAACCCACAUAAGAGAGCUCUGUUUUUUACGGCAUGCUAUUCUAAUAGGAAAACUUUAGUUUUAGUUUGUGCAUACCAUGUAAAAAUGUGAGACCUCUGUUUAUCAUUCAUUUUGCUUUUUGUAGUGUUUUUUCUAUCUCCUUAAGGAUUCUCAUUUUUCGUUUGUAAAAUGAGACAGAAAGAACUCAUGGUGAUUUGAGUGUGCACAAAAUACUUGGUUUUGCAGCCUUUAAAUGAUAAUUUUAUUUUGUCACUA
Messenger RNA from Amaranthus tricolor (Joseph's coat), 1273 nucleotides. Its product is annotated as secretory carrier-associated membrane protein 4-like. The record is from RefSeq and is a predicted model, not a curated record. Lineage: Eukaryota; Viridiplantae; Streptophyta; Magnoliopsida; Caryophyllales; Amaranthaceae. Gene Ontology annotation, cellular component: recycling endosome membrane; trans-Golgi network membrane. Gene Ontology annotation, biological process: protein transport. The coding region runs from base 193 to 963 and encodes 256 amino acids. The transcript has 12 exons.